UGCAUCGGUUGCAAGAGUUGCGUCCUGCACGCCCCGGACACGUUCGCGAUGGUCGAGGACUUCAACGCGGGCAGGGCGCGGUGCCACACGCAGUGGGGCGACGACGAGGAGACGACACAGGUGGCGAUCGAGCUGUGUCCGGUGGAGUGCAUCUAUUGGGUGAAGCGAUCGCAGCUUCCCGUGCUGGAG
This is a messenger RNA of Micromonas pusilla CCMP1545, 189 nucleotides long. RefSeq lists its product as uncharacterized. The annotation marks the transcript as partial. The record is from RefSeq and is a predicted model, not a curated record. Lineage: Eukaryota; Viridiplantae; Chlorophyta; Mamiellophyceae; Mamiellales; Mamiellaceae. The transcript has a single exon.